Molecule: messenger RNA, 4312 nt
Organism: Anolis carolinensis (green anole)
Lineage: Eukaryota; Metazoa; Chordata; Lepidosauria; Squamata; Anolidae
Gene: mybbp1a
Product: MYB binding protein 1a
Exons: 28
Coding region: 160-4125 (1321 amino acids)
Biological process (GO): regulation of DNA-templated transcription
Cellular component (GO): nucleolus
Molecular function (GO): sequence-specific DNA binding; transcription factor binding; RNA binding
Source: RefSeq, a predicted model, not a curated record
ACAAACCGGGGCUGCCCGCGGCGUGCCUUACUCCAAAAGCAGAUCCUGGGUUAGAGGGCCUGUCUCGGGCCUCCUCCACACCGCUGAAGAAAACCUCACAUUUUCUGAACUGGAAUAUAUAGCAGAUAACCCAGGUUUCUAUGCAAACGACCUCCCCUCAUGCAAUGCCAGGCGCUUACGCUUGGGGCAGCCGAGAGCCGGAAGUUGUUUUCGGAGGCGGAGGUGCCUGCGCGUGAAUGGGAAGCUGGCAUCCGGGUCCUUUUUCCCAGCAUGGAGAGUGAUGGCGGCUCGGAGGCGUCUUCUUCGGCGGCGGCGCGUCUCUUGGGCCAAGGCCGGGAGUUCCUGGACUUCUUCUGGGAGGUCGCCAGGCCCGAGCAGGAGAGGCGUGUGGCCGCCACCGAGGCACUCCUGGCCCACCUGAAGGAGAGGAGGAAGGAUAGCGACCUGUUGAAAUACACUUUGAAGCGCCUGGUUGUGGGAUUAGGAGCCACGCGAGAGGCAUCCCGUCCUGGAUUCAGCCUGGCCUUGGCACAGGUUUUGCAAGGUUUGGAAGAGAUCCCCCUCCUCUCGGCUCUGGAAGAAAUCAAGGAGAAAUACAGUCUUGGCAAAGUGAAGAAGAAGCUCUUCCGAAAUGCUCUAUUUGGAAACUUCUUUGGAGUCUUGGCUCUGUUCCAGUCGGGACGUCUUGCAAAGGAGCCCAAGGCCCUCGCCGAAUGUGUCCAGCUCCUCCAAAGCCUUUCUGAGCAUCAUGCCCACCUGAAGGACCUCCCCCGCAAGACGCUGGCGGACAUUGUCGCCGAGAUCCCGGAAACCGUGUUUGAAGAGGUGCUCUUUAGCGUCUUGGAAGACGAGCUCAGCUCCGCUUUCCACACCCCGGGGCAGCUGUACCUUUUGCUGGUGGGCAUCCAGAAGUUCCCAAGGGUUCUCCGUCCAGAAAAGCUGAAGGCGCUCUUAGGCACGUCUGCUGUCGUCACCGAGGAGAAUGUUCCCCGACUGGUGGAGGUGUUGAAAAUGGCGGCCAAGACUGAACGCAAGGAUCGGGUCCUUCCGACCGUCGGCUUGGACUUGAUGAAGGUGGCCCUGAAGGAAGGCCGCUUUGAGCUCUUCUGGACAGACGUCGUGGAGAACGGGCUGCUCGCGGACCACGCCGGGCCCUGCAGUUAUAUGUGCUACCGGUUGCUGGGCAGCGCUCUCCCGCUCUUAUCCCUCAAGCAGCUCAAGAUGGUUCUUCAAGGGGAAGUUAUGCGACACUAUGGGAUCCAUGUUGUGUCAACGAAGCUCCCCAACAGGUUUAAGUUUGCCCCAGAAAUGGAACUCUUGGUGAGCUCGUUCCUCGAAGGCUGCGACGACCCGAAGAAGCAGUUGGCCGUCAUGGUGGGCUUCUCCACCCUCACCAACCACGGCUACCCUGUGGUGCCCAGCUUCUGGAGGGUGGUGAGGCAUUUGCUUCCCGACACCCUGCUCAACUACAUCAGCUGGAUCAAGAGCAUGUUUCUGGCGCCGGACCUCGACUGCUGCGUGGAGUUUGCCACCAAGCGGCAGGAGCAGAACGAGAAGAAGACGGACACCGAAUUGACGGAGCACAGCGUGACACGCCUGAGGAAGUGGCUCAUCGCCCGUCUUGUUGGGAUCGCUGAAAAUCCACAGAUAAAGAGGGAAGAAGAGUUUGUGACUGAUAUUGCCAGGUUCUGCUUCUUCCAUGCAUUUUUCAAGACCAGGAAACCAACUUCCAAAAUACCAGAGACGGAAACCAUCCCCUCGGUGCCUCUGAAUGAGUCGACUCGUGCAGUGACGGCAGAUUCAUUUUUCAGUUUGCUUCAGCACCUGAACACCAUGCCUGCCCUGGGGGAGUCAGCCGAGGCAGAAGAGAUGCGGAAGAAGCACCUCCACGGCUUGGCGGCCAGCGGGGAGCCGUGGAUCUACCUGGCCGUCCAGUACGCCAAUACUCUCCUCUCCAACAAGAAGCACGUCGAAGCCGUGGCACCGUUCAGCGAAGAGGCCCAGUUCGCUUGGGACCGGAUGCUGCAGACGGUGGAAGCCCUUCGGAGGAGAGAGCAGAAGAGCCUCACCUUGAAGACCACCGCCUUCCAACACCUCUUGCUGCUGGUGGGCAUCCACCUCUUCAAGUCUCCUGCUGAGUGUGUGAACCUCCUGAACGACCUCCAGAACUGCACCAAGAGAGCCUUUGGAGAGAAAACUAAAAAGAAAACCUCCGUUUCUGCUGGUGGCGAAGACGAGGAGCCCGAAUGGGUGGAGGUGAUUGUGGAGGUGCUCCUCUCCCUUCUGGCACAGUCUAGCGCAUUGAUUCGGCGGGUCUGCAGAAGCGUGUUUGCGCUCGUGUGUCAGCACAUGACGGAGGCUGCUCUGCAACUCAUUCUGGAUGUUCUUGACCCACAACAAGACCAGGAUGAAGAAAGUGCUGUUGUGGUUGUCGAAGAGGCCCAGAAGACAAAGAAGAAAUCUUUGCCAGAUGAGGAGAGUGACGAUGGGAGCAGCGGAGAGAGUUCUGCCGAGGAAGACAGCUCGGAGGAGGACAACGCUCCGGAGACGGACAGCGAAGCCGAGGGCGAGGCGGACGAGGCCUUCCGCUCCAUGCUGACCAACGUUUUGCAGGCCGGAAAUGCACUGGGCGGGGACGACAGCGACGAGGACUUUGACGACGAGACCAUGAUGUCCCUCGACGGGAACCUCUCGGCCCUCUUUGCCGAGCAGCGGAAGCGGGUCCAGGCCAAAAAGGACGAGAAAGAAAAAAUCCGGAAGGAGAAGAUCUUGCGCCGGGAAUUCAAAAUUAAGGUCCUGGACUUGGUGGAGGUGUUUCUGACGAAGCAGCCCGAGAACCCGCUGGUCUUCCGCGUCAUCGAGCCCCUCCUCUCCGUCAUCGAGCAGAGCAUGAGCUCCGACUCGGGCAAGCAAGAGCAGGACUUCCUCCGCAAGACGGCCGACAUCUUCACGAACAGCUUGUGCAGAUCGAAGCAGUAUUGCAGAAACGUCGGGCCCAUCCAGGAGGAACUACACAACCAGCUGGAAAGUCUGGUGAAAAGAGCCUGCAAGCAGCGCGACUCCACCGUCGCCUUGUACUGUUUCAGUGCCUCUUUGUACCUCUGCCGGGUGCUGAAGGGGAAUGUGGGGGCUCACGAAGCGUCACCAAAAAAGAAGCCAAAGAGCGGUGGAGGAAGUGACGUGCCAGUUGCCCAGCCUCCUGUCAGCAGCCUCGAUCUGGACCGAGCGGCCAGUGCAUACAUGGAGGCCUUGAGCCUCUUUUUCAGCAAACGCAAAAACCCGCUGACGGGAUCUAUGUUCCUCGAUCUUUUCGAGCGGCACCCGAUCAUGUGCAAGCAGUUGAUCCCCACCGUCGUCAAGUCCAUCACGGAGGGAGCCAGGCAGCCCCAGCAGGCCCAGGCCUGUAUGCUUCUCCAGAAAGCUCUCCAGAUGCGGGAUUUCAAGCUCUCGCUCUCUGAAAAGGAGUGGGAAGAGCUGAUGAGAGACGGCACCAAGCAAGUCACCAAGACUUUGACGGCCAUGGGUGAAUUCAAGAUCAAGGUGGACCAAGAAAAGGUCAUCCGCUGCCUGGAGCUAUUGAGUUGUCUCAUCAAAAUGUCCAACAAACAGGGCCCGCCUUUGGACCUGACGGAGCUGCCGGCCGUUUUGCGUGUCCUGGGGGAGCAGCCCGGCUUUGGGAAGUCCGCCCGGCUCAACGACCUCUACUGGAACGUCAUGAAUUUCCUGGGCUUCGCCCGUCCAGCGAAGGAAAAGGCCCCGCCAAAGCCGACAGCUGAUCCUGAUCCGGCCCCGAAGAAGCGGAAGAAGAAAGGUUUCCUUCCAGCCACGAAGAUCCGCAAGAACCGCAAAAAGGCCACUCCGGUCUCAUCCCAGGAAGAAGAAGGAGCAAAGAGUGGGAGAAAAGAGGCCGUUGCGGGAAAGAAGAAGAAAAGGAAGAGGAGCCGAGGAGGAGGAGGAGGAGGAGGCGAUGGGCCCGAUCCCGCUCCCCUGGCAAAGAAGUCUCCCAUUGAGUCCAAAGAGAAUAAGGCCCAGCGGGGCAACAUCCUCGAAAAGAAGAGGAGGCUGAAGAAGAAGAAGAAAGGGAAGAAAGCAGGGGCUCCGCUGGCAAGAAACGGGCCUCUUUGAAUUUUUGGGGGAGCUUCGAGCGUGGAUACGGAAACCUAGCCAACACGGUCACUCUUUUGUGUACCGGCUGCACAUUUUAACAUUUUACGGCAAGAGCGAUUCAUACAUCGUCGAUUUUUCGCAUUGAUUUCCAUAUUUCUUUCUUUUUUUUCUUGUACGGUUUUAAAGAUAAAAUAUGUUUGGAAUA